Messenger RNA from Prinia subflava (tawny-flanked prinia), 3294 nucleotides. It is a transcript of the gene TMEM273, whose product is annotated as transmembrane protein 273. The transcript is spliced from 6 exons. The record is from RefSeq and is a predicted model, not a curated record. Lineage: Eukaryota; Metazoa; Chordata; Aves; Passeriformes; Cisticolidae. The coding region runs from base 23 to 334 and encodes 103 amino acids.
UUUUCAGACACUGCAGAAAUUCAUGAAUACUUGGGUGAAACCGUUCUGUUCUCACAGCUUCAUAAUGACCUUACUAACAAGGUGGAUAUCAGCCCCAACAGCGUUUCUUCUCUUACAUAUCUGGAGAGCAAAAGUACAUGCUUCUGGAAACCCAGAGGAGGAAAUCGAUUACACCUAUGUUAUUAUAGGAGUUACUCUGGGAGCAGUUCUAGCAAUCGGUUUUGUAGCAGUAAUAAUCUGCAUGAUCAAAGGCAAAGAGAUUGACAGUGCCUGUGGAGAGUCAGAUGGCAAAAUGGAUAGAAGGUCAAACACGGGAUCAAGCCAAAACAGAUGACAGCAAUGCAAUAAGAAACCAAAGUACAAGAGAUCAAUAACCCUUUUGCAAUCAACAGUUACCUGCUCUGAGGAUCAAUAGAAGUCUCUUGUGCACAGGCAGGAAUCUUACCAAUGCCAAUCCUUUUCUUUGUUCUUUAGCUGAAAGGCUGAUUGAUUGUUUACAGGAAGACCUUAUAGUGCAGCUAACUUCAAUCACCUGCACCCAUAGUCCCCUCAGCAUAUAUAUAUGAAGGAAAUGUAUGAGGAAAAUAAAAUAGAUGAGCUCAGUUCACCAAUAGAACCUCUUUAUUCUGUGAUAAUUAUAUGAUUGAUUUCUAAAGUCAGUGAAAUACCAGGUAAUCAGAAAGGUGGCAAUACAAUUCAGCAGCAGAAUUCAUGGUCACACCCAUAUUUCAAGAUAAAUAAAUAAUGAUUUCAGCAACUUGGAAAAUAAUUCAUUUGAGGUUAAAAUAAAACAAGGUUUCUCUUUUAUUUCAGGGAAUAUAUGUUUUGUGUUAGUAAGAAAACAUUUCAUUAAUUUAAAAUUUUAUUGUUUUUAGAUCUAGAACUGAUGUCUUUUCUAGGUGGUAGUGAUGAUUUCAACCAUUAAAAUUAAUUAUGGCCAUUUAAAAUUCAAAAUGCCUUUUAGAAAUAAUGGUUUUUCAUGUUCUGUUGACACUUUAUGUCAAAACUGUACAAACAAGCUAAUCUGUUAUUUCCAGAAUUUCCCUAUCCUUAUUUUUUUAGUAUAAAACUAAGUUCAGUCAGAAUUUGUGAAUAAUUUGAGUUUCCCAGCAUGUUCAUUCUUGGUCUAGCGUUAUAUGUACUAGUGGACUUGAAGUCAUCAAAAUUGCUUUGCCUGGCUCCAAUUACAAGCUUCUUACAGUGGGAGUGAUGAGAAAAAAAAAAUAGAGCUUUGUUUCAAAACAUUUAGAGUAGUUUAAAUAAUUUAAAAUAAUUUAAACCCAAGUUAUUCUGUAAACACUUUCCAAAUUUUACUAAAGCUUUGAGUCGGUGGCUUUGGUCUCAGUUCACAAAUUAAUGCUGUAGAUUCUAUUCUGUUUAAUCCUCUUCUUUCAUGAAUGCUGUAUAUAACAUUCUGUUAUCACAAGGUGCAAGAAAACAGAAAGAUUUUUGUAUUUCAAGCCAGGCUUUUCUUUCAACCUGUGAACACAGGGCAGCCAAUGUCAGCUGUGGGAGCUUUGGGAACUCUUAGCCAGCAUCCUCUGCUAUUCCUACAGCUUCUCUCAGGAAACCCAGCAGAACUUCAAGCCUUGGGUGCCUCAGGUAGCUGGAAUGCCCAGCUUAAUUAAGUAAUAUCCUGAUAUUUCACAGGCAGAGCUUUAUGUUGCAGCAUUACAGGACGACUCCAGGAUGUUACACUGUUUUAUUCUAUCUUACCAUUAUCCAGAUCCAAAGACCACAACCUGUAAAUAAAUAGGAUCUUCAUAACCUUUUAGCUCAAGCCAAUGUCUAUAGACAUAUGGGUUUUUUUAGAUCUCUCACCUUACAUACAUUCUUAAAGUUCACUUUUAUACCUGUUUCUGCUCUCAGAGUGGCAGAUCAUAAUAAAUAAAGUUCUUUCCAGCUUUCCACUAAUAUAAGAGAUUUAAUCCAACCUAAAAAAAAAAAAAAAAAGGAAAUAGUAAGACUGAAUUACAACCUAGAAAUUCUGGGUGUUAUUAAGAAAUAUUGCUCAUAAAAAUCAUGGAGACCAGGUCUUCCCAUCCAGUAAUCAGCUUUCAGAUCAGGCAGAGGCUGAUAUGAUGGGUCAGGGACUUAGAGGAAACAUGCUGUUAGAGCAUAAGAGCAGAUAAAUCAGGAUUUUGUUUUUAUAAAGAAUAAGCUACUGUACCACUUGUAACUGUAACUAAAGUGAUUUCAGUAUGGGUGGUUUUUGACUUCCACAAAGCAGGUCAUUUGUCAAAUGUGCAAAGGAAACUGGAUAGCAGUUUUCCCACAUAUUUUGAACAACAAAAUGUAAAAUUUAUUUUGAGAGAAGAAUGAUAUCUUGGAAUACUUUCCCUGUUUUCCUAGGGGUCUGUUACCCACUUCAGUCACACUGCAGUUCAUUAGCAGCAUUUGCUAACAGAUAAACUAAAGCAGUAAUGUGAUACUUGUAAGUAAUUGUGUGUACAUGUGUAAGUGAAUAAAGCAUCUUGUAAGGUAUCUGUUAACUGAUUUGCUUCCUGUAGUAUCAUUUUAAUUAAGACUUGGAACAGAAGUGAGAGCAUGUGGUCAGGGAGGGAAGCUAUCACCUUCCCUUAUUUGUGUGAAAAAAUGUUUCAGUACACAUCAUUUCAGUACACUAUGGGAAAUAAAGAUGAAAAUAAACAAGAAAUGCUAAGUUACAAGCAGUAAGGAGAAAGGCCUGGAGAAUUAAAGUUGGUAAUCUUGAUCAGGCAACUGUGCUGGAGUGGUGAAUAGGUUAUGAUUUCUCAAAAUCUUUUGGUGUGUGCCUUGGCUCCCUGGGAAUGGGGGCUCGUGAGCAAUAUUGAGACAAGACAGCUGGGCACAAGGGACCCUCAGAGCUACUGCUGCUGUCACUGAGAGGUUUGGGCACAUUCACACAGGGCUGCAGUCUUUUGCCACCUCAGGGAGUUGCUGUUUUGCCCAUUCCUACAAACAGCUUUACCAGCACCACUUGGAGCAUCAGCAGCUCCUAAAUUCAGGCCAAGCUGCACAGCAGUGCUUGGAAAUAACCAGUGAAGGAAAACUAGCUGAAAGGAACAUUUGGGAGGCAUUCAGUCAAAAGACUGAACAACAGACACUGUUAGCUGCACGAAUUUUUGAUCAAGGAUUCACCCAGGCAGUCAACAUCCAGCACAACAGGCACCUAUCUGCACUUGCCAGUUUGCCUGUCCAUGCCAAGCACCCCGGGCUCUCCCUGAGCUCAGGGCAUUCCCCUGAAUGGAUAACAGUGGGAAGCUCUGCAGAGUCAGGCUUUGGACACACGCCCCAGCACGUCAUGCUGGACCU